Varanus komodoensis (Komodo dragon) is the source of this 9825-nucleotide messenger RNA. RefSeq names its product septin 11 (gene SEPTIN11). Gene Ontology annotation, cellular component: septin ring; microtubule cytoskeleton; septin complex. The transcript is spliced from 10 exons. Gene Ontology annotation, biological process: cytoskeleton-dependent cytokinesis. Lineage: Eukaryota; Metazoa; Chordata; Lepidosauria; Squamata; Varanidae. Gene Ontology annotation, molecular function: molecular adaptor activity; GTP binding; GTPase activity. The coding region runs from base 122 to 1408 and encodes 428 amino acids. The record is from RefSeq and is a predicted model, not a curated record.
CCCGGGAGGAGUGGCCGCGGCGGCGGCGGCGGCGGCGGGCGAGGGGACGGGCGCGCAGGCGGCGGGCGGGCGAGGCCGCGAGAGGAGCUCCGUCGCGCUCGCAGCGCCGCGCACCAGCAGCAUGGCCGUGGCGGUGGGCAGACCCGCGAACGAUGAUCGAAACCUGUCCCUGUCAGGUCAUGUUGGUUUUGACAGUCUCCCUGAUCAACUGGUCAACAAGUCAACCUCGCAGGGUUUCUGCUUCAACAUCCUCUGUGUUGGCGAAACUGGUAUCGGCAAAUCAACGCUCAUGGACACUCUGUUCAACACGAAGUUUGAAAGCGACCCGGCCACACACAACGAGCCCGGUGUGCGGUUGAAGGCAAGGAGUUACGAACUUCAGGAAAGCAAUGUCCGUCUGAAGCUGACGAUUGUUGAUACGGUUGGUUUUGGAGACCAGAUAAAUAAAGAUGACAGCUACAAGCCUAUUGUGGAGUACAUUGAUGCCCAGUUUGAGGCCUACUUACAAGAAGAACUGAAAAUCAAGCGCUCCCUUUUUAACUAUCAUGACACCAGGAUCCACGCCUGCUUAUAUUUCAUUGCACCUACUGGGCACUCCCUGAAAUCUCUUGAUCUGGUCACCAUGAAGAAGCUGGAUAGUAAGGUGAACAUUAUCCCCAUAAUUGCCAAAGCUGACACCAUUGCAAAAAACGAGCUGCAUAAAUUCAAGAGCAAAAUCAUGAGUGAGCUGGUCAGCAACGGGGUCCAAAUCUAUCAGUUCCCGACAGAUGAAGAGACAGUGGCUGAGAUCAACGCUACGAUGAGUGUCCACCUGCCGUUUGCUGUUGUUGGCAGCACCGAAGAAGUGAAGAUUGGAAAUAAGAUGGCCAAGGCCAGGCAGUACCCCUGGGGAGUUGUACAGGUUGAAAAUGAAAACCACUGUGAUUUCGUGAAGCUGCGUGAAAUGCUGAUCAGAGUGAACAUGGAAGACCUGCGGGAGCAGACACACAGCCGACAUUACGAGCUCUAUCGCCGCUGCAAGCUGGAAGAGAUGGGCUUCAAAGACACAGACCCUGACAGCAAACCCUUCAGUCUGCAGGAGACCUAUGAAGCCAAGAGGAAUGAAUUCCUGGGCGAGCUCCAGAAAAAAGAAGAAGAAAUGAGGCAAAUGUUUGUUAUGCGGGUGAAGGAAAAAGAAGCAGAGCUGAAAGAAGCUGAAAAGGAUCUUCACGAGAAGUUUGAUCUCCUAAAGCGGACUCACCAGGAAGAGAAGAAGAAGGUAGAGGACAAGAAGAAGGAGCUUGAGGAGGAGCUGAACAACUUCCAGAAGAAGAAAGCAGCAGCUCAGCUAUUGCAGUCACAGAGCCAACAGGCUGGCUCUCAGCAAACCAAGAAAGACAAGGACAAGAAAAAUUCAAGCUUCACAUAAAGCCCGCCAAGUCAAAGGAUCUUCCUGCAUUCCCCUGCUUUUGCAGUAAUGUGUCUCAGCCAUCUUAUAUAUAUAUAUAUAUAUUUCUUUUAAAGACAAAUCCUUAUUAUUAACUCAAUAAUCAUGGGGCGGGUGGGCGAAGCAGGGGGUGUCUGGCAUUUGGGCUUUAUUGGGGUUCUCAGGAGAACAGAAAUGGUAAAAUUCUUUGCAAGGGGAGCAAGAACUCUGUUGGAACAGUUUUAACUGGGGUUUUGUUUGUGCAUCACGCUUGGGUUCAUGGUGCCAGAAAGCCCUUUGAAAGGCAUGAAAACAGGGCUGCUCACACACCAUUUUUAAUAUUUGGGAUGGCAAUUUCCACCUCACUUCUGCAACAAUGCACUGCAAAUUGAAGGCAUGACCCAGUUAAACGCAUUAAGGAACCAGUGAUUUUACUGGGAGAAUUUGGCUGCAAUCCUCUAGAGCAGGCAUGGGCAAAUACAGGGGUAUAGGGGGCUUUUUGCCUCCUCGGCACCCCCCCCCCCAUGCAGGUUGCAUAUAUUCCCACCCACGGGCAGGGGGAAACAAAACUUUUUUUUUUAAAUUAAAUGUGGGGUCUCCACCAGCUGCAGAACACCGUGCCAGCACCCCCAUUUUGAUUUUAUCUGACAGAAUUUGGGGAGCACUGGGGGCUCCCUACCCCUGCUGUGCAAACUUAUCUGAAAGGGAAUACCAUUGAGCCCAGCCAGGAUACAUCAAGGAUUGCUCUCCAAAGUACGUAUCCCUCUUUUUCUCCUAUUGAAAUCAAUGGGAAUUUUUUUCCAGACCUGGAUCAUGCCUUGCUUAUCCUUCAGAAUAAGUUUUAGGAAAGAGGGGCCACUGUUUAGGUUGAAACCUUAGAAGAUCUUACAUACACAUACAUAUUGCUGUGUGUUUCCUUGGAUUAGGACCUGAGCCACAUCAUUCAUAUGGGGGACACAAAUAACCACAAAUGAGAAUUUUAGCUCUAUGUAUAGUGCUCUCCAUUUGUACUGCACUGGUUCACUGUAGGUAGCCUUUUUGUACCAAAAAUCUGUAACAAUUUUCUAGCAGUAACGGAGGCAGCACAUGUCCAAGAUACAACAGGAGCACACAGGUGUAUGAAUUAAGCACUCUGAGAAACCAUACUGGUAAUGUGAAGAUCCAGCAGAAGAGAACUACAGCAUUUCUCUAGAGAUAUCCAUGAUUAUCUCUAUUAGUAACAUAACCUAUUUCCCACCCAGCAUUCCACAGAACUGUGAGCUUUUGUAUUCACCAGAACGCUUCAUCAGGCAUGAUGAAGUGUUCUGGAGAACUCAAAAGCUUGCACAUUUUUGUAGAAUUUUGGUUGGUUUUCAUAAAGGUAUUGCCCCACUGUGAAUUUUGGAUUUUGGCGAACUUGUUUUUUAAUUUAACCCUUUUAUCGUUGCUUAAAAGAUUACUGGGUCAGGUGAAAAUUGAGUUAAGAUGACCAAGUCCUGAUCCUGAGCCUAUCCCUUUCAAAAUCUUGGGGGCAGUGACAGACUCCAUAGCAUAUAGGGUUAUUGGUGUCCUAGAACAAGCAAAACAGAGUUGGACAGAGGGAUGCUGCUGCUGCUCCCAGCCUCUCGGAGGCAGGAUGGCUGUGAUUUGAAACCUGACCCAAAUGCUAUUUUUGCACAGCUCGCUGCAAAAAAUGGGCAGCCAGCUCUCACUGGGCUGGACUGCACUUCUGCCCCUGCCUUGGAAUAACAGUCUGAGGGAUUCCUUGCACGAUGAGUUAAACACAUCCUUACCUGGGCUUCUUCCCUUUUCAUCCCCAAAGUUGUCCUUGACCCGAGGUUUUCCCUGGAGUCUGGAUUUGAUUUUACGCGAGGCUUUCAUGCUGGUCUGUUCUGAUUUGGAAUUUAACACUGCCCUUUCCCCUCUCUUAAAAAAAAUCCACAAAAAUGAUUGGGAAACACAAGAGGGGCCCUGGAGGAGAACAACACUUUGGAAAGUCCCUGCAGUUGAGGAACCAGGAGUGCGCAAUACAUGCGUUUUGUGGAGAAGCCCGAGUAAUUGUGUGGCGGUUCUUCCACCGCCCUGUUGUGCCCUUCCCUGCUAGUUCUACAGAACUGAGAGUUUCUUCCCGCAGUUGUUGCCAAUUUACAGAACUCCAACCACUGAGGGAUUUUUCUGUGCCAUUCACUGACCUUACACAGUUUCUCACAUGCAUGAUGGCUUUUGUCCUUCCUGGGUGCUUCCCAUCUUAACAUGCCGAAGGCCUGCUCGGUUCAUCUUUAACCCAACUUCUCUACAAUGUGAUGCAGCUAACAAAUGCAUCGUUGCAUCCUAAACCAGAGGAGCGCGUGUUUGGCAGAGGCAGGGCUGCCUCCCCUAAGCAUCUUGUCGUAAAGGAGCCCUUAGGAGGAAUAGUAGAAACCUCCCUAGAAGGUAGACUCUCCACAACCGAGGAAUUACAGAAUACACAAUCCUAUGCACAUAUAGCCAGAAAAACGGUCUACAACUCCUGGUCUGGUUUGGGCAUGCUGGAGUUGUAAGCCUUUUUCCCCCCUGGCUACUUGUGCCUUUCAGGGAUUAAACACCAUUUAUUCUGACCUGGGGAAGUGAGAUUCAUUUCUGGGCUUAGGGCUUAAAGGUAUGAUGACCUAUCUUGCUGUAAUUUGUUGCCUAAUCUUAAUUAAACAGAAUUGUGUGCCUUCCUAGAUGCGUGCAAGAAUAAGGAGCAUAUGGCGGAAUUAUCAGGUGGGUGUUUGGCAACACACGCAUGCAGGUGUACUGAUCUGAGAGUCAGGACUGGUGCAGGUGUGUCCAGGCAGGUAAAACCAUGGCUCUGUAAUACCGAGAAUGCCCUUUUCCAGAUCUGCACGAAGAAAGCUUGAUACGUAAGUAGAAGCAAGCAUAGCUUCAGGAAUGUGCUGGACCUGGCAGAAAGUGAGAGCGUUACGGAAGCCUGGCUUUUUCUGGAGAGUUUUUUUUUAGGUUACAGCAACAUUGGGCCAUCCAGGUGAAUGAUGAAGUGAUGGUGCGAGCCAGCGCAGCUUCCCAAACCCUGGGGAACUCUGGGCACGGAACGAACCCCUUGCAGCACUCCAGGCGCCCUAGUGUAAACUGCCUUUCUCCAUUUCUUGGGAGAAGGCGGAGCCUGGACAGUUGGGGCAGUUAAAAACCUAUUUCGAAUAGUUUCAGGGGCAGUGCAGAGUUGUGAGAGAAUGGGCUUGUCAGGACGCCCUCCACUUUUAACACCUUGAAACAACAUGUGCCAGCUGCAAGGACAGAUACACAAAUACGGUAUCAUCCGUAAGAAAUCUCCUCCUAAUUUUUCUCUUUUCGCGCUGUGUAACUGACUUAACAUGUUUAACUGCUUGCAUUUUCCUGUGCUGGACAGGAGCUUUUCCUUUUGGGUCCAUUCCAAGAAGCAGCGACCCCCAUUAACCCUCUGACUCUUGGAUCGCUUCUUCUACUGCUGAGGCGCAGCCCAUUACCUCCUUCUCCUGCCUCCGUGCUCUCCUUUCCCUUUCACCUUUGAAAGUACUUUUUUCUUUCAAGCCAUACUGGCUCACCUUUCACCUGCUGGUCUUGGUUCUUCUGGGUUUUUCUUUUCCUUCCCUGGCUCUUAUGAAUGGAGAAGGGGACGUUGCCCCUCCAGUGCCUAAACAUGGCCCUGCCCCAAGGUGGAGGCAAAGUGGCAAAAGACAGACUUGGGCCCUGCUGAACUGCAGGUGUGGCAGCUGAUCCAAGCACGGCCGCCAUUCACAGCAGACCAAAUAAAACUGAGCACACUUCUCAACCAGCCCUCAAAUCCUCCUGGCCUAGAGGGAAGGAGCCAGUUUCCUCCACCUCGUGCUGCUGCAGCUUAUUGUCUGAAUAUAUGUUCAAGUUUCCUGAAGCUUGAAUGCUUGUGCUGUGUGCUUCCACGAGCCGUGUCUGUACGUGUCCAGUUCUUAAUUGGCUUUUGCGCCUGCUUAGUUUGUCAGCUCUGUCUUCUUGCUCAGUUGAAGAGACCCCUUCUGAGAGACACUCCAGGUGCUUUCUAAGCUUCGCCUAAUUCCCACAUUAAUUCUGGUCAUGGAGGAAAGAUGAGCAGCCCGUGUGAGCUUCUCUCACGCGUAACUAGUUGGUCAGUUGGGCACUGGUGGCAUCCUGUCAAACAGCAAGGAGAAACCGACUGUGCUAACACUCUGAACAGGAUGUGUGUUUGUGUUUGUGUGGUCUGGGAGAGAGGCAGUGGAGCUGACCGACUUGCCAAACACAGACAGACUCACAAACCCAGGCACACCUGCUCACAUAUUCCUGGGACAAGCUGUAGUGAGACAUCAAACCCCUGACCUCCCACCCGCAAAAAGAACCCCUCUGUAUUCACUCUACAAAAGCUUCCAUCCCUGCUCAUCUGGAGUCAGUCCAUAGUCAUCCCUGGUGAGUAGGUAAGUGGCUAUUAUGGUAAUUGGCUGACCCAACUCCACUCCCAACCAGCUUUUUAAAAAUUUGUGCCUAAACUGUGUGUGUGUGUGUGUGUGAAUGCACAUCCCACUGCAAGGUCGGUACAGACUUAGAUUCCAAUGUGCCUAUGGAUAUGUAUCAGGUUUGCAGCCCCCGGUCCUGAUGCAUAUGCGGAAGGCGGCCUCUGUCCUUUAGCUGCAUCAGGGCACUAACAAAUAACUGUGAAACCCCUGCCUUCGCCACUCCCUGGACCUUGUUUAGUUUACUGAUUACUGCACUUGCUUUUCCUUUCUGUAUCUAUGCCUUUCUUCACAGUAACCCUUGGCUCUGCACGGAGUAGUCUCUCUCCUCAAAGCUUUUUGGAUGUGCUUUCACCUUUGCAUGUAAGUACAGCUGCAAAAGACUGCCCUGCCCAUCUUUGGAAUGAACGGAGGGGGUUGUUUUGCACACAGACGUGCAUGUGAUGACCAGAGUUGCAGAAGCACUAUCAGAUUAAUUUGGCAAAAUAGUCCAUUGACAGUUCUAGUCUAAAGGGGUUCACAGCCAGACUCGGAGCACACUGAGUUUGGUCCAGCUGCAGUUAAACAAACGUGGCACCCUUUGAGAUCGAUGUGGCAGCUGAGUCUGAAGUAACACGUUGCUUUCAGUGAUGAGUAUAAGCACAACUAGCUUUUCUCUGGAUCAUGGCCGUGCAUGUAGGUGCACUGAGCAUACUUAGAAGGAAAGGAUGGCCUACAAAUUAUGAGAACUCUGACUUGCAAGGAAGUUCAGUUGUUUUUAUUUGCUGCCUGAAUCGGCUCCUAUCCACUCAGAAAUUCCAUCCAGUUCAAGAGGAGUUACUCCCAAAUUUGUAGUGUAAGGUUAUGAUCCUGUACGUACUUAGGAGGUAAUGGCCUGGUUUGCACAUAUAGGGGCUAAACAGCCCCAUGGUUUGUUGUUAAUUAAUCUAGCACUUGCUGUUGCGUAUGAACUAGGUCAAUGAAUCCCGCUGAAGGCAAGAUUCAGGUUAGGAUUGGGUUGUUAACCUGAUUUCCAAAUAGGCCUCAUUGAAAGAUCACUAGGAUAGCCCUCAGAGUAAAAGUGCUUGGUAUUCAGACACAGAAAAAUGGAAGAGUUGUCCAAAAAUGGGGUACUGCUCGCUGUUUUGAGGCAGAGCUAUACAAAAAACUUUGUGCUUGAUUCCCCACUUGGAGGCACCUUCCCCAGUUUUAGUCCAGCAACAUUUUCACUUUGCUGUAAUUUAAGUUUUUACAUGCUGAACACCCAAGUUUCAUUAAUAGUCUCUUAACCUUCUUAGGAAAAACAAUCACAGUUCAGAAGUAGAAGCUCUGUUGUGAUCUGCAGGCUUAGCUGUUUAUUCCUUGCUUGAUAUACAGGUCAGUGCAUUGAUACCUGCCUUGAGACUUGACGAAUGGGCAGGGUUUGGUUUUGUAUUUUGGAGGAAAAAAGGCUUUCUCAAGUGGACUAAGCACUCCCCUGGCUCAGUGUCCUGUCUUUUGAGACUAAUGAGUGGAAAAUUCAUGACCGGCCCCAGUGUAAAUUCUAGAUCUUGUUUUUGGAUACUUCUAAUAGGAUUAGACAGAAAAGUGCAAAGCAUCAAGAAGGCUGAAGUUCACUUGUUUUGGCAGAAACGCUGCAUGUAAAAGGACAAGCACCAUAAGGCACAAUGUUUACCCAACUCUUUUGAGGCUAACUCAUGGAAGUAAGAGAUCAGUGACCAUCCAAGUGGCAGGGUAUUGUGGAGUUGCAGCCUUAGACGUUUGAUGCAAAAUGGAAAAAUAAUGUCCUUUUGCUUUCUUGCAUUAAUGAAAUGACAUAGGGAAAAGGCUUGAAGGCGGCCUGAUUGUACCUGCUCUCUAAAAUUGGGUGCAUGAAGGUAUGACUUGCUGGCCUUGUUUUGCAUCCCUGCAAGGUGUCCGUGCAUGAAAAGUGCCAGCACUGGUCACUCUUCCAUGGAAACCAUUGGAGGCGUGCCCGUUCGCCACAGUAGAGAAAUCCACCUGCAUGCAGCCAUGGAAGCCUUUGGAAAUCCUCUCCGGAACAGGCAAGAACAAAGCUAGGAAGCCUCCCCCAGUGUAAGCUUACCUUGUAUUCAGGUUGGGCGCACCAUGCCGAGGCUGCAUCCGCUGGGAGAGCUGCUUGUCUCUGGUGGGGUUGACCUUCAGGAAUGUAGGAAGUGCAAGGACACAGGAAGGGGAAGCGGGGAAGCUUUACCUGCCGCGUCAAGCAGCUGGGGUCACCUGUUGAAGUACACGUCUCGAUAACGAGGUUGCAAAUGUUCAGCCUCCAGGACGAACUGUAACUGACUUCAUAGUUCUCCUGUUAAGAAGUGAGUAUGAACCUCAGUGGCCUUGCCUAGUUGAGACUCUGCCAGUUUGCCAGUGCCCUCUGACAAGCCCUUCCAAAUGGGUGAUCGCGCAUGGGUCAUGCUCCAGAUGCUAAAAUAGAGACCUGUGGAUCAGGCCCUUGAGAUCACACAAAGGUGCUUCAACAUUUUGGGUGUUGCCAGAAGUGGCUUGCUCACGCACAGUGGAUUUAAAGGCAUUGUGGGUUAGGGGCGAAUGUUUGUGCUUAGACAUCUAACGCAGCCCAUUACAGAAAGUGCUGCUUGCUGUCCUCAUCUGGAGCUGGCUGCAACUUCGGGAGUCUGGUGAAGGAAGGCAGGGCUCCUAGUGGAACCGAAUAAGAGGAAAGCUAAAAAGCAGCCAGAGGGCACCGGGGGGCACUGAACUUGGCAUGAACUUAGCUAGUGUGGUGAUACCAACUUCCAGGAGGAUCUAGUGCCAAUGGACAUGCGGGGCAGGCUGCACCCGCUGGCACAACUGCCGAUGGGACCGUGGGUUUUUCAGGCAGUGACACCUUGCUCUGCCAGGACAUGUUUUCCUAGCAUACCAUUAAUGUUUUCCUAGCAUACCGUUAAAGCCCAGGUGACAGCAUUUAGUUACCUGAGAUGCUUGCUAACCACGUGAUCUGGUAGAUGGUUGCAUUCUGUUUGUUUGAAUGUGAGUCAGAGACAGGUGCGUGCAUGCGUAAAGCCGGAGCACGCCAUUGGAAGUCCAGGUCAAUGGAAUUGCUGCAAGCCACCCUUCUGCUCUUGGAUGGUAUAGAAACGGGAUAAAUAAUACGGUAGCGUAACCGUGGGUGCCCCAGCCAUGUGAUCUCUUGUACCUGCGUGCACACGUGCUCCUGCAAGGGCCAUCCUGUUUGAUUUAAGGGAAAGGAUACCACCUGUGAGGUUUUUCUCCGUUGAAAUGAAUGGGGAAAUCCACCGGGGUUGGCGCACUCCACAGUGGGGCCGAAAUACUCCAAGACGUUUUGAACUGGGUGGUGAGUCAGCUUGAAAAUGUUUUGCUUUGCGAUGGGACAAGAACUGAAUCCCCUGUUGUGCACAUUCCUUACCCCGUGCAUCUGACUUGUAUCUUGGCCGUUCACUGAAGGCAAAUGGUUUCCUUUUUACCCUCUCUUGUCAUCGACGGAGAAGAAAACCCACAGCUGUAUUUGCAGUACUGCUUUUAUCUGUCUAGUGGAAACCUGACAUUGUCGUUCCAAAGCGUAUAUGAAGGGUUGUGUUGCUCUGCCUGCCCCCCAAUUAAUUGAGAAUAAAACUGUGAACAGCUGUUGGAAUACUUUGUAUACUUGUUUUGUGAUUUGUUGUUGUUAUUUUUUAAAGUUUGCUGACUGCCUUAAAACCUUUUAGGUGUAGCUUGCUUAUACCUUCCUGUUUUGAAAGUAGACAAUGUUUUUAACAGAAUUCCUUUGUAACCAACUUACAGUGUUAAUAUAGCAUUAUAUGUGAUAUGUAUCCGUCCACUAGACUUCGUUCACACUUUUCAAUGUCAGCAAUGGUCUUACUUUUCCAAGUAUACCCAUAAUGGGAAUCUUGUACAUUUGAUGGACAUGUUUUCUUGUAUAUGUUCUUGAAUGUUCACUUCCCAGGAGUCUGAACACAAAGUGGGAAGGAGAAAAUACAUUUUUAAAAAAACAAAAACAAAACUCAGGCA